Tetrahymena thermophila SB210 is the source of this 1494-nucleotide messenger RNA. RefSeq names its product calcium-dependent kinase. NCBI's taxonomy places the organism in Eukaryota, Ciliophora, Oligohymenophorea, Hymenostomatida, Tetrahymenidae. The record is from RefSeq and is a predicted model, not a curated record. Gene Ontology annotation, biological process: intracellular signal transduction; peptidyl-serine phosphorylation; protein autophosphorylation. Gene Ontology annotation, molecular function: calcium-dependent protein serine/threonine kinase activity; calmodulin binding; ATP binding. The transcript is spliced from 3 exons. Gene Ontology annotation, cellular component: nucleus; cytoplasm.
AUGGGAUAAAAAGGUAGUAAAUAGAAUAAAGAAAAGAAGGCAAGGAUAGAGCAAACCUUAAAAGAAGAAUAAUAAGUUGACACUUCUAACUUUAAGAUUUCUAACCAAGAGCUCAUUUUCGAAAAAUAUGGUAGAAUUCAAUAAGAAUACACCCUCAUGAAUGUUCCCUUGGGUAAAGGUUCUUAUGGAGAAGUACGUAAAGGUGUUCAUAAAAAAACAGGCUAGCAAAGAGCAGUAAAAAUUAUUGAUAAAAGCUAAUGCAAGCCCGAAGAGUAAAAAUAACUCAUUGAAGAGUUUAACAUCCUUAAAUAAUUGGAUCACCCUAAUAUCAUCAAAGUUUACGAAGUUUUCUAAGACAACAAAUUCUUAUACAUAGUUACUGAAUUAUGUACUGGUGGUGAACUCUUUGAUAGAAUCAUAGAAUACAAGCACUUUAAUGAAAAAGAAGCAGCUGAUGUUAUGUACCAAAUCUUAAAUGCAAUUAAUUAUUUACACAAAAACAAAAUUGUUCACAGAGAUCUUAAGCCAGAAAAUUUAUUGCUUGAUUCUAAAAACAAAGAUUCUAUCCUUAAGCUUGUCGAUUUCGGUACUUCUACAGUUUUUGAUCCUUCUUUGAAAAUGAGCUAAAAGCUAGGUACUCCUUAUUACAUUGCCCCUGAAGUUCUCAGACAUAAGUAUAACGAAAAAUGUGAUGUCUGGUCUUGUGGAGUUAUUAUGUAUAUUCUUUUGUGUGGUUAUCCUCCUUUCAAUGCUGCUAGAGAUGAAGAUAUUAUGAAAAAAGUUGAAAAAGGAGUUUUCACAUUCCCUAAAGAUGACUGGAAAGAUAUCACAAUAGAGGCUCAGCAAAUGAUUUGCAAAAUGCUUACUAUGGACCCCUAAAAGAGAUAUUCUGCUGAAGAAGCUCUUUAGGAUCCAUGGAUUAAGAAGUUUAGAUAAUAAUAAUAGGUAGAUAUGCCCAACUUAAUUAGAUCUUUGAAUAAUAUGAAAACAUUCAGAGCUGGUAAGAAAUUACAAGAAGCUGUAUGGAUGUUUAUCGUUAACUAUUUAGCUACUAAAGAAGAAAAGAAUGAACUAUUGAAAACUUUCUAGUCUUUAGAUACCAACGGAGAUGGUAAACUAAGUAGAGAAGAACUCAUUAAUGGUUAUUCUAAAAUCCUAACCAUGGAAAAUGCCAUCAAGGAAGUAGAUAAAAUUAUGAAAGUUAUAGAUAAAAACGAUAAUGGUGAUAUAGAUUAUUCUGAAUGGGUUGCUGCUACUAUUUCUCGUGAGUAGCUGUUGUCUGUAUAAAGAUUGGAAAUGGCCUUUAAUAUUUUUGAUAAGGAUGGUAGUGGUUCACUCUAGUUAAGUGAAUUUAAAGAAAUCUUUGGAGGAGCAGGAGUUUCUGAAGAUGUAUGGAAGGCUGUCAUCAAAGAGGUAGAUAAAAAUGGAGAUGGUGAGAUUUCCUAUCAAGAAUUCAAAGAGAUGAUGCUUAAAUACAUUAAGGAUGAAGAGUGA